Messenger RNA from Coregonus sp. 'balchen', 12833 nucleotides. NCBI's taxonomy places the organism in Eukaryota, Metazoa, Chordata, Actinopteri, Salmoniformes, Salmonidae. The record is from the annotation of a GenBank genome assembly.
GUUUGAGAAAAACAUAAAGCCCAGAGCGCUCCAAUAUUUGUUUGCUUAUUGUAUCUAACUUACUGGAUCUUUUGAUGAACAGAGUAUUUUGAUACCUCUUCUUAAGUCAUGGACAUCCCUGUUUAGAUUGAUCUGGCGCUGUACAUUUUGCCCUGGAACAGGAACUUGUAUUCACACUUUUUUCACCUUCUAUUUUCCAAGAAUGGCGGCAAAUGAGGGAGAUGAGGCUACUGUUUCUUUGGUAGAUGUUUUGGAAGAAGAUGAAGAGUUGGAGAAUGAGGCAUCUGCUGUUUUAGCUGGUAGUGAUUCUGAGAAGUGUUCCUAUCCCGAGGUAGGCUAUUUGCUCCACAUUGUUAGAGAAACACAAAUUCCCCCAAUUUAAGUUAGCUAUACUACAACUUUGCAGUCUAAGCCAGUGUUUAGUUGCAAAUGGAUUUUGAAAAAUUAAAACUUUGGCGACUUCACCAAUCGUAUGUCUGCCAACCUAAAUUACAAAUAUAAAGACCAAAUUGACAUAAUUGUUAAUAAAUUGAACUUGAUUUGUGUUUUCAUGAACUUGUUAUAACAAAAUGUCACCUGUGGUUUUAUCAAAUGUACAUUUUCCCUGUUAUGGUUAAUUGCCAUGGUAGACAUUGCGUUCAUGCUCUACCCAAAGACUGAUGGCAGUUUCACACGUGUGUUUGUUUUGAUGUGGUCAUGCAGGGCUAUGUGAAGCGACAAGCCCUCUAUGCCUGCAGCACCUGCACACCAAAGGGGGGCCAGCCAGCCGGAGUCUGCCUGGCCUGCUCCUACAAAUGCCAUGAAGGCCAUGACCUUUUUGAGCUCUACACCAAAAGGUGAGUUUCACUGCAUUGUUGACUUUUUUCGAUUAAUCUUUCCUCAAUUCCUUGUAUCCUCUUUCCUUGCCUUGUUCUCAAAACCUAGUGGAGAAGAAGGUCUGAAGGGAGGGACCUUGGACCUACUCCUCCAAAAAGGUUGAGGAGGUGAGGAGCUGGGAUUACGAAUUCAGAUAGACUGGAAUGGACACCUAAAGGAUAAGACAGACCAACACAAACGUGGGCCAUGCACAAAAAAUCAAAUGUUGACACAUACUGUAAGGCAAUAUUUGGGUGCUGUGUGUGCCCCUAUAUCUGUGCUCAAAGGUAUUAUUGUCCCACGCGAUGAAAUCGGGGAGGGGACUGUGGAUCUGUCUCCGUUCGUUCGUAUACUAGUCACAUGCGAUAUCUCCGACAGCACUAGCCCGAUUUUGACAAAACGUGGGUGAAUGAUGCGUCUUGCCACAGAGAUCCAGCAUUUACAAAAUUACACUGAUUUGCCCAAGGCGGGAGUUAUAGUAAUUCAUUGAAAUUUGUUAGUCACACACAAUAUCUCAAUUGGCCCAAGGGGGAGGAGGGGGAUGUUGCAUCAUUUGUGGGGGACGACAUGUUUACUGUUGCCUUGUUUGUCCUUUACCACCCUUCAUCCCACUGCUGGCUUGUCUCUGAAGCUAAGUAGGGUUGUCCUGGUCGGUCCCUGGAUGGGAGACCAGAUGGUGGAGGGCCAGUCGGAGGCAUUCUUUCCUCUGGUCUAAAGCAAAUAUCCCAAUGCCCCAGGGCAGUGAUUGGGAACAUUGCCCUGUGAAGGGUGCUGUCUUUCGGAUGGGAUGUUAAAUGGGUGUCCUGACUCUCUCUGGUCACUAAAGAUCCCAUGGCACUUAUUGUAAGAGUAGGGGUGUUAACCACGGUGUCCUGGCUAAAUUCCCAAUCAUGGCUACCUAAUCAUCCCAAGCUUCCAAUUGGCUCAUUCAUUCCCCCUCCUCUCCCCUUUAACUAUUCCCCAGGUCGUUGCUGUAAAUGAGAAUGUGUUCUCAGUCAACUUACCUAGUAAGGGUGAAAUAAAUAAAAUCAUGAACCACAGCACUCUCUUGCUUUAUCUGUGAUCUUGCAGUUGGGAACAGAAUUUUCCUAUAGUUAAUCCUGAAUUUUUUGCAGGAAUUUCCGCUGUGACUGUGGAAAUGGCAAGUUUGAAGAGAUGAGGUGCAAGCUAUACUCAGUAAGUUUCCUUACAUUUAUUGAAAUGAUGUGGUAGUUUGAUGUGAUACUGUACAGUCGUGGUCAAAAGUUUUGAGAAUGCCACAAGUAUUGGUCUUCACAAAGUUCGCUGCUUCAGUGUUAUGAGAUAUUUUUGUCAGAUGUUACUAUGGUAUACUGAAGUAUAAUUACAAACAUUCCAUAAGUGUCAAAGGCUUUUAUUGACAAUUACAUUAAGUUUAUGCAAAGAGUCAAUAUUUGCAGUGUUGACCCUUCUUUUUCAAGACCUCUGCAAUCCGCCCUGGCAUGCUGUCAAUUAACUUCUGGGCCACAUCCUGACUGAUGGCAGCCCAUUCUUGCAUAAUCAAUGCUUGGAGUUUGUCAGAAUAUGUGUUUUUUUGUUUGUCCACCCGCCUCUUGAGGAUCAACCACAAGUUCUCAAUGGGAUUAAGGUCUGGGGAGUUUCCUGGCCAUGGACCCAAAAUGUCGAUGUUUUGUUCCCCGAGCCACUUAGUUAUCACUUUUGCCUUAUGGCAAGGUGCUCCAUCAUGCUGGAAAAGGCAUUGGUCGUCACCAAACUGUUCUUGGAUGGUUGGGAGAAGGAUGUGUUGGUACCAUUCUUUAUUCAUGGCUGUGUUCUUAGGCAAAAUUGUGAGUGAGCCCACUCCCUUGGCUGAGAAGCAACCCCACACAUGAAUGGUCUCAGGAUGCUUUACUGUUGGCAUGACACAGGACUGAUGGUAGCGCUCACCUUGUCUUCUCCGGACAAGCUUUUUUCCAGUCUGUUAUUCUAACUCAAAUCAGCAUGACAGAGUGAUCUCCAGCCUUGUCCUCGUCAACACUCUCCCCUGUGUUAACGAGAGAAUCACUGACAUGAUGGCAGCUGGUCCUUUUGUGGCAGGGCUGAAAUGCAGUGGAAAUGUUUUUGGGGGAUUAAGUUAAUUUUCAUGGCAAAGAGGGACUUUGCAAUUAAUUGCAAUUCAUCUGAUCACUCUUCAUGACAUUCUGGAGUAUAUGCCAAUUGCCAUCAUCAAAACUGAAGCAGCAGACUUUGUGAAAAUUAGUAUUUGUGUCAUUCUCAAAACCUUUUGACCAUGACUGUAGUUUGAGUUAUAGAGACAUGAGGCCAAUAACAUCAUGAUAGGCAUGUUUUCUAUAUGAAGCCAGUUACAGGUCCGGCCAAAUAUAUUGGCACCCUUGCACUUUUCUUAAAUAAUUCCCUAUUUCUUCUAAAAUAAGUAAAAAUUUAAAACAACUUUUGGUCUCCACACCAUGUUAUUAGAUUUUCAACAUUGCAAAACCAAUUUAAUUUUUGUGCAAUAUGUAACUUUUAGGGGACCCGACCAAAUUCACAUAGGUAUGUGAGUUAAAGAUCUGUCAUUCUCGUUGAAAGCAAGUCUAAGAAGCGGUAGAUAUGUUUUAUGUGCGCUAUUUCUAUGCUUCCCGUUCUUACGUUUAGUUUUUGCGUCUUUUACUUUCGGUUUUGUACACCAGCUUCAAACAGCUGAAAAUACAAUAUUUUUGGUUAUGGAAAAGGUAUUCCACAGCGGUUUAGAUGGUGCAAUGAUUCUCUACACUACACUUGCUUGUUUUGUCACAUAAAAGAGGCAGCAAAGAAACCCCAUAGCAUUAUCGGGCGGCAGGUAGCUUAGUGGUUAAGAGCGUUGUGCCAGUAACCGAAAGGUCGCUGGUUCUAAUCCCUGAGCCGACUAGGGGGGAAAUCUGUCGAUGUGCCCUUGAGCAAGGCACGUAACCCUAAUUGCUCAUGUAAGUCGCUCUGAAUAAGAGCGUCUGCUAAAUGACUAAAAUGUAAAUGUAAUUAUCGAACCUCCCCCUUGUUUGAUUUUAGGGAGGGUGUUCUUUUCUUGGUCGUUUUCUUGGUCGUUGGUCAUUUGGUCGUUGGUAAACAUAGGAAGACCCCACUGCUGAAGAAGGCUCAAGAAAGCCUGAUUUGAACUUCUCAACAGCCCACCUAAAAAAGCCUAAAUCCUGGGGAAAAUAUUAUGUGGACCAAAAAAACAAAAUUAGAGCUCUGGAAAUGUAGAUCAGCGCUGUGUUUACUGACGACCAAAAACAGCAAUUGGUGGAGGGCAACUCUCAAACAUUGAAGAAUUAGAGCAAUUUGCUGCAGUUAUUUUUCUGCAGUUAUCUUGGCCAAAGGCUGUGCAACCAAGUACUAGCUCCAGGGUGCCAACAAUUUUGUCCAUGCCAUUUGUCUUUGUUUUCUCAAUUAAAAUAGUCAACUUAAGCAUACAAAUAUAAAAUUGGUUCUGCAAUGUUAAAAAUCCAGUAAAAAUCCAAUUGGGAGACAUUGAUCAAGGCAUAGAGUACUACAUGGCCCAUGAUGUUACUGAUUUCGCAUUCUUUCUUUUAGGACAAGGAUCAGUUGAACACUGAAAACAAAUACAGCCACAAUUUUUGGGGUCUGUAUUGCACCUGUAACAGACCGUAUCCAGACCCAGAAGACCCGGUGAGAGUUGACCAUUCACCUCAAAUUGUCUAUGAAUUGGUGUUAAAAAUCAGUAAUCCAGUAAAGAUCUAUUGACCAAAACAUGUCUUUCCCAGGUUGAAGAUGAGAUGAUACAGUGCAUUGUCUGCGAGGACUGGCUUCAUGGCAGGGUAAGGCCUUUGUGGAGGACGUAAGCAUAAGGAUGUGUUCAAGGUGCACAUGUCCCUGGGCAUGUACACUCCCCUAUGUAUUUAUUUGGACAGUGAAGCUAAAACUUUUAAUUUGGCUCUAUACUCAAGCAUUUUGGAUUUGCGAAAAAGUGUUUCAUAUGAGGUGACGGUACAUAAUGUCACCUUUUAUUUGAGGGUAUUUUCAUACAUCUGCUUUACCGUUUAGAAAUGACAUUUUUACAUUUACAUUUUAGUCAUUUAGCAGACGCUCUUAUCCAGAGCGACUUACAGUUAGUGAGUGCAUACAUUUUAAUUUUUGAUACUGGAAUCGAACCCACAACCCUGGCGUUGCAAAUGCCAUGCUCUACCAACUGAGCUACAUCCCUGCCGGCCAUUCCCUCCCCUACCCUGGACGACACUGGGCCAAUUGUGCGCCGCCCAUGAGUCUCCCGGUCGCGACAGAGCCUGGAUUCGAACCAGGAUCUCUAGUGGCACAGUUAGCACUGCGAUGCAGUGCCUUAGACCACUGCGCCACUCAGGAGAUUUAUGGUGUCCUACGCAUGCCACAGAGCUUUAUGAGCUCUGUCAGUCUCUGAAAUGAUGUUACACAUGGCUCAAUGCACUUUAUGUAUCUAGUCCCCCCAUUUGAAGAUGUCAUAAGUAUUUGGACAAGUUCACUUAUACACUACAUGACCAAAAGUAUGUGGACACCUGCUUGUCAAACAUCUCAUUCCAAAAUCAUGGGUAUUAAUAUGGAGUUGGUCCCCCCUUUGCAGCUACUCUUCUGAGAAGGCUUUCCACUAGAUGUUGAAACAUUGCUGCGGGGACUUACUUCCAUCCAGCCACAAGAGCAUUAGUGAGGUCAGGCACUGCUGUUGGUCGAUUAGGCCUGGCUCGCAGUUGGCGUUCCAAUUCAUCUUAAGUGUUUAAUGGGGUUGCGGUCAGGGCAUUGUGCAGGCCAGUCAAGUUCUUCUACACCGAUCUCGACAAACCAUUUCUGUAUGGACCUCGCUUUGUGCACGGGGGCAUUGUCAUGCUGAAACAGGAAAGGGCCUUCCCCAAACUGUUGCCACAAAGUUGGAAGCACAGAAUCGUCUAGAAUGUCAUUGUAUGCUGUAGUGUUAAGAUUUCCCUCCGAACUAAGGGGCCUAGCCCAAAUCAUGAAAAACAGACCAUUAUUCCUCCUCCACCAAACUUUACAGUUGGCACUAUGCAUUGGGGCAGGUAGCGUUCUCCUGGCAUCCACCAAACCCAGAUUUGUCCGUCGGACUGCCAGAUGGUGAAGCGUGAUUCAUCACUCCAGAGAACACGUUUCCACUGCUCCAGAGUCCAAUGGCGGCGAGCUUUACACCACUCCAGCCAACACUUUGUAUUGCACAUGGUGGUCUUAGGCUUGUGUACGGCUGCUCGGCCAUGGAAACCCAUUUCAUAAAGCUCCCGAAGAACAGUUAUUGUGCUGAUGUUGCUUCCAGAGGCAGUUUGGAACUCGGUAGUGAGUGUUGCAACCGAGGACAGACAAUUUUUACGCGCUUCAGCAUUCGGCAGUCCUGUUCUGUAAUUGCGGCUGAGCCGUUGUUGCUACUAGACAUUUCCACUUCACAAUAACAGCACUUACAAUUGACUGGGGCACCUCUAGCAGGACAGAGAUUUGACGAACUGACUUGUUGGAAAGGUGGCAUCCUAUAACGGUGCCACGUUGAAAGUCACUGAGCUCUUCAGUAAGGCCAUUCUACUGCCAAUGUUUGUCUAUGGAGAUUGCAUGGCUGUGUGCUCGAUUUUAUACACCUGUCAGCAACAGGUGUGGCUGAAAUAGCCAAAUCCACUAAUUUGAAGGGGUGUCCACAUACUUUUGUAUAUAUCAUACUUUUGACUACAUCAAGCUUGUGACUCUACAGAGUUGUUGGAUGCAUUUGCAGUUUGUUUUGGGUGUGGUUCAGAUUAUGUUGUGCCUAAUAGAAGUGAAUGGUGAAUAAUGUAUUGUGUCAUUUUGGAGUUACUUUUAUUUUAAAUAAGAAUAGAAUAUGUUUCUGAACACUUCUGCAUUAAUGUGGAUGCUACCAUGAUUAUGGAUAAUCAUGAAUAAUGAUGAGUGAGAAAGUUAGAAGCACAAAGAUCAUACCCCCAAGACAUGCUAACCUCUCACCAUUACCAAUAAUGGGAUGUUAGCAUUAGGGGUAUGAUAUUUAUGUGAAUACAAGCCCUGGACAGAUCAGAUCUUUACAAUGCCUGGAGAAGCGUUUAACACAGGGUUCUCCAACUUUUGGUCCUGGAGAGCUACUUGGUGUGCAAGCUUUUGUUCCAGCCCAGCACAAUGGAUUCAGCUAAUCAUGGUACAGAUUGAAUGGGUUUGUUCAGUAGGAAGCAACAUAGUAAAACAUUUAAAAACGGAAAGCGAAAUUGAGCAUUCUUAUUGGACAGGUUCGGAUAGGAGCGCCUCUGUUUCAAACUGCUUUCUCACAUUUUGUGCCUACUGAACACAGCCCAUAAUUUAUUGAUUAAUUGUGUUAGUGCCGGGCUGGAACAAAAGCCUGUACACCCAGUAGCUCUCCAUGACCAGAGUUGGAGAACCCUGGUUUAACAUCUUGUGAACCACAUCAAGAUAAUAUACGGAUCCUAUAAUCUGUUGUCAUAUAUCUGGAACGCAUCCCAAGUCUUUAACUCAAGUCCGGCCUGGUCUUGACUGUGUACCCUUGAUACCAUAACUGCUAUAUGAGCAUAUGUAUAUGAGUGUUAUUACGGUUUUCAUCCAGCACUUGGGCUGUCCUGUGCCAGAGUGUGUGGAGCUCCAGGAGAUGGUGUGUGAGUCCUGCAUGAACAAUGCUCCUUUCCUGUGGACCUACGCUACCCAUCUGGCAGGUACUCAUAGAUCCUAUAAUUCACAGUGAUUCUUUAUGUAAUUCUAUGGGUACUCUCUCCUUACCUUCAGUUUACUGGCAUGCUCCAAUUGUCAACAAAUUCAGAAAGAAAACACAAACUUCAGGAUAGGAGACAUCCUUUAGGCCUACUCUUGAGUUCUUUUGAGAGAUUACAUUGUGUUUUGAGUGUUUCGUUUAUGCUUCUAUGUGAAUUUACAGGUAAUUGCCAAAAUAAAGGAAACGUCAACAUAAAGUGUCUUAAUAGAACAGCUUCAAUGUGCCUUGGCAUAGAUUCUACAAGUGUCUGGAACGCUAUUGGAGGGAUGCGACACCAUUCUUCCACUAGAAAUUCCAUCAUUUGGUGUUUUGUUGAGGGUGUUGGAAAACCCCAAAUAAGUGUUCAAUUGGAUUGACACCUGGUGACUGAGACACACACACGUUUAAAACCCCCAUGCUCCUUUAAGACCCCUCUUUCAAAGUCACUGAGAUCUCUUCUAGCCUUGUUAGCCAAAAUAAUGGGCAACUGGAAAUGUUUAUACAUUACCCUGAGCAUGAUGGGAUGUUAAUUGCUUAAUUAACUCAGGAACCACACCUGUGUGGAAGCACCUGCUUUCAAUAUACUUUGUAUCCCUCAUUGCCUCAAGCGUUUCCUUUAUUUUGGCAGUUACAUGUACAAUAAUAAUGAAACCUGCAGUAACUAGUGAACAAGAGGCUAUGGUCUGCGGUAGAGCAGUUUACUUCAAUGAGUGAAUAACAAAAAUGCUAAAGUACCGUUAGCUAUUGAGGUCAAAGUGUGCACUAUUUCAUUCCCCCUUAAGGAUUUUUAAGGUCCAAUUCAGCCGUUUUGAUCUCAAUAUCAAAUAAUUUCUGGGUAACAAUUAAGUACCUCAUUGUGAUUGUUUUCAAUUAAAAUUGUCACAAAGAAACAAAAGAGCUUCUUAGCGAAGAGCAAUUUCUCAAGCAAGAAUUUUGCUAGGACUGUCUGGGAGUGGUCUGAGUGGAAAUGGGAAAACUGAAAACUAGCUGUUAUUGGCAGGGAGGUUUCAGACUCUUUCUCAUUGGUCUAUUAACUCAUUAAUCACGACACAGGCCAAAACUCCAUCCCACCAAACCAGGCUGAAAUUUCAGGCGGCCUUUUCAAAGAGCUCUUACACUAAAAGGGCACUAUCAUCAUUUUCACAAUUUCACAGUAUUAUUCCAACCUCAGUGUGGAAAUAUAUAUAAAAUACAGGAAAACCACGUUUUUGACUGCAGUGGGCAUUAGAUUGGAUUGGUUAAUACAGUGCCCGAUUUCAGCAGCUGGUAAUUACUGAUUAAUAUGUUUACAUUACUUUUAUUCAUUUCCCACCAUUUUAUAAGUCAGAAUAAAACAAACUAGACAAUCAGAGGCUCUAUCCAGGGUUCUGAUUAGAGGGAGUACAGCUACGACCGGACGUGAUUUUUCGUAGCAGGUUAGGAUAAUUAACUUGGCAGGUUAGGAGACUUAGGUUAAGGUUAGGAAAAGGGUUAGGGUUAGCUAAAAUGCUCUCCUAACCUGCUACGAAAAGUGACUUCCGGCCGUAGCUGUACUCCCUUACCUGUUUUCCACGUCACAUCAAAGGGGCGGCCUUAGAAAAGCUCCUCUGCUGGUAGACUCGAUCACGAUACAGACAUGACAAAAAACAACGAUGGAUUUCUAUCGAACAGGCGGCUCUAAAUAUAUAGCUAUAGUAAAACAGUGCAAAGAGCCUGUCAGCUCUUAAGUGGCUCCAUUUUGUUUUGUAUUUCUCCACCAGUGCCUGCUGCGACCAAAGCAAGCCCCUGCAAAGCAGAAGGGGAGGUGACGAACGAAGAGGGGGACCGUGAGGAGGGAAAGAAUACAACAGCGGAGGCCUCCACGAGCCUCAAUAACCAGGGUGAAGAGAAGGUACUCCACCUCUCUCGAUACAAAUCUUCAUAUACACUCAAUGUUACGAGGACAAUGAAGAGCAUUUUAUUUAUUGCAGUACAUUGAAUAUCAUGAAUGAACCUGUAGAUGGGUAUCUUGUUUUGAAAGUAUCACUGAGAAAGGGAUAUUAUGACCAGAUAAAACAGAUGGAUGGAAAUAUAUUAUGUAGAAAAGUUUUCCAAUGCGGCUUCAUGCUUUUUAAGUACACACGUUUCAGAAGUCAAGUUUCUGCUUUGAUCAUUAUUGACAGCAUUUCAUACAUGCAGAGUAGUGAAAGGGACUGUCGGUAUUAACCACCAGGUGGCGUCAGUCCUCUAACAGUCAGCAUGAGAUAAGCGCACAGAACCAGGCUGUUAGUUUUCUGUGGGUAUUUAGGGGAUAAAUGGCCCGUACCAUGCGCAGAUUCUCCGGUCUGUGGGGAGCAGCCCCAAGGCUUUGCGGCGCCCGCAUAUCAUCAACAAGAACGAUUUCAUUAGUCAGCCUCUGAGGCGAGCUUUAAAUUGAAGACAGCCUUAUUUGACAGCAAAUAUGGAAGCCCACGAUUUGCCCCCUCAUGCUGGGGCCCGGUGAGGUCGCACAUUUGCGUGCACUGAAGACAGAAGUCACUCUAAUGCAACUGUUUUUUGGUGUAUCCUCCUAAUGUUGGUUUUGGUUUUAUGGGAGUGGUCUGUCUACUGGCGAGGUAGUGCAAGGUAAUGGGCCUUGAUAAGAUUCUUAGGAAAUAUUUCCUUUCUUUCUUCUUUCCUUAGACUUAACUGAUCAUACAGGGCGGGAUAAGUUAAAGCAAGGUGUCCACUUUCUACUCUCAACCUUUCAACCUCUUCAUUAAUGUCUCACCUUUUGUAAUCAUAUUGAGGAUGGAAAGAUGCAUCUUUUGAGUGUUCAAACAGAGGACAUUGUGUGACAUCUGUCCUACUCGCAGGUAAAAUCCAAUGGGGUGCCAGGCUGCAAAAGGAGGCACCAGGAGAUGGAGGGAGGCUCGCCCUCCAAAGCCCCCUCCGAUUGCAGGUUCAAGGAGCUGAGGGGCACAGGUACAGAGAGAGCAGAGUUUGGAGCUGUAUUCUGGCCCUCAGCCUGGAGAACCAAACUCUGUUCCUGUGUCAGCUGCAAGGUAUGUCUUCACCACUUAUCACAUCAACCAGGCUGCUACUCUGUUCUCUGCUUCAGCUGAUUUAGAAGCAAGUCAAACAUCCACAAUCUGGGGUGUAUUCACUGGGAACCAAACUGAAGCAAACGGGCUGAAAGUGGGAGGGACUAACCUACAUUUGUCCAAUAAGAAACGCUGGUUUUCGUUGUAAAACAUUUUCAGUGCAAAAUGUUUUGCUACAGUGUGCACUAAUGAAUACACCUGUUUUAUUGUAGAACAGGUAAAUAAAUGCAUGUUGUUUAGGCCUUUCAGUUUGGUGUGUAUGUACGAGCAGUAUCUUGCAAAACAAGUCAAAGGCAUAAUACACACCAAUAUAAAAAAAAAAUGAUCACAGAAUUAUUACUGCAUAUUUAUGUCGUUGAGUAGGCCUAUAUCAUUCGUAGAAUUACCAUUGACAAUGGGAAAAGUCCUGCUCACCCGUUUCCUCCCCCCAGCAGAAAUCCUACGCCGAAGCUGGUAUGUCCUUUCUCCAGGAUGAGUCAGACACGGUCUUAGCCUACGAGAACAAAGGCAAGACCACCGAACAGGAGCAGGCGGGGGCCGCCGAGGGUCGCGACCCCCUGAUGUCUGCCCUUAAUACCCUGGGCCGGGUUCAGCAGCUGGAGAUAAUCCACGGUACGAGGUGGUGGUGGGGAGGUUAAAGAAGAGACUGUACCAGUUCUCUCCCUAUCCCUUUGAUGUUUGCAGGUCUGAAGGUUCUGGGCAGGUAUGUGAAGUAGAGGAGUUUCCACCAUUAUUGCUUACACCCUACAGACCUGCAACCAUCAAAGCAUUAGGGAUAGGGAGAGAAUUGGGACCAUCUGACAGGGAGAGAGUGAGUGAAGGAAAGAGGUGAGGCAGGUGUCGUUAGUCAUUCCCUCGGCUGUAUUGAUUGAAAUACAGAUUGAAUUUAUUUUGUGUGGAGACGACUAUCGGUGCUGCAAUCAGAAAAGACAGCUGCUUUAAAACAUUUUUAUUUUCCUGGUUCUCAGGGUACAAUGACAUGAAGACUGAGCUGAAGGAUUUCCUGCAGAGAUUUGCUGCAGAAGGAAAGGUAGGUAAAACCUGCAAAUGUAUCAGCACACACACUAUUUAGUUGAAUGAGCAAUCAUAUCAGCAGUGUCAUCAUAUUUUGGUCCUCAGUUGAUGUUCACUAUCCCAGUGUCCCAAACCAACCUUCAAUAAAGAAUAGGACUAUAAUGAUAAUAUUGAUGAGGAUUGUUUUUCUCUCUAUUCACAUUGUGGUCCCUGAAUCUGGAAUGCCGCCUCCUGGCGGUCCUGUUCUUGGUGUGUGACCAUGAGAUCAAACUUUAUUUAAAGUAACUGUCCAAUAAAUCUAAUUCGGUCAAAAUCAUACUCCUAACAUGACCUUGACUCCCAUAUUUUCUUAUGUUUGUAGGCAAAGUCGCUACACCCAAUAAAAAUGUGUGCCCAAUUCCCCCCCCCCCCCCCCAGGUGGUGACUCCCGAGGACAUCCGACAGUUCUUCGAACAGCAGCAGAACCGCAAGAGACGACGGGCCAAUGCGGGCCAGUACUACUGCAGCUGAGCAGUCCAUCCGGACCACAACUCCCCGUCUCCCCUCUCCACAUUUCUCCAACACCUGUCAGUAUAGUUGUAUUCCUUUUCUUCUUCCCACUGAAUGUCAUUGCCUUGCGUCCAAUAUCUUCUAGUCCAAAUCCUCAGACGUUAUUGUUUGAACUUUGUAUGAGCUUUUGUGUUAUCUUGUUCUGGGCAGUAUGCUUUGUUGUACUGUACUCGGGGCUCUGCAGUGUGAUUUGUCUAUUGAGGCUAAGCAGGUUAAUGAACUGGCAUUUGAUUGAUGUGGAUGACACUGGUUAUUUUUUUCUAGAGGGAAUUGUUAGUCUAUCAUAGCUCUCCCUCAAGUGUUCCAGACAAAACAGACUCCAGUUUAUGGUGACCCCUUGACCUUUUCAUUUACCUUUUUAUUUGAAGAUAAACUUCAAUGGAUUUGCUCUUAAAGCUCAUUCAAAUGGAAUGCAUUAUCUAUUGCUGUGCUGCAAAUCAGAACUGGUUAAGCUGGUCAAAACAAAGGCAUUGUUUUGUCUAGUCGUUCAUCGUUCCUGCAACAUGCUUUCUUUCAACUCAUUCCUUUGACAAUGUAUCAUUUUGUAUUUGUCCUUAGUGGCAUCACAGCUGUUUGUAGAUCGCAUGAUUGCAGAACCUUGGCCCAUUAGUAUGGUUUGUAUUUUAAAGGACCACGUUUAAAUGUUACCAUUGGUUUCCCUGCUCCUUUUUAAUGUUCACUCUAAGAAAUAAAGCUAUGAAUAAUGUAAA